GAGCUCGCCUGAUCAGGACUCGCACGGAUUCGCUCCAUCACCGCCACGCGUACCACUGCGGUAAAGAGGGAAGCGGAGCCCGGGCAUAGUGUCAACUUCAAGCGUUCCGCGCACUGCUGCGCGCUGUCUGUGUCUCUGGAAAAAAAGAGAGAAAAUCACAGGAUUAACGAACAGCACUCCAGGAGAUAAUCACUAAUCACUGUUGCUUUAGUGCGAGGAGGGAGGAAGUUUUUUCCCGUUGCUUCUCGUGCGGGUAACCUUGGCACUCAAGCCCGCAACAACUGCGAGGAUGGGACCGUUUCUCGUCUCCAUCGCUCUUUUCCUGAGCGUUGCUGUCCCGAAUGCAGCCAAAGAGGAGACGUGCGAGCCCAACCCAUGUGAGAAUGGGGGGACCUGCCUCACGGCACUGAGCAACGAGGCGUACACAUGUGAGUGUCGCACCGGCUUCACAGGGCCCAAGUGUGCUAGUAAUAUGGAGGUUGCGGCAGAUGGUGAGGACCCAACUCAAGCAGGACCGUGCCACCCAAACCCCUGCCACAACGGAGGGAUCUGUGAAGUCAGUGAGACCUACCGUGGAGACACUUUCAUAGGAUACAUCUGCAAGUGUCCUCAUGGCUUCAAUGGAAUCCACUGUCAGCACAAUGUUAAUGAAUGCGAAAGGGACCCAUGCAAAAACGGGGGCAUCUGCACGGAUCUGGUUGCCAACUACUCCUGUGAGUGCCCAGGGGAGUAUAUGGGGAGGAACUGCCAAUACAAGUGUUCCGGACCGCUGGGCAUGGAAGGGGGCAUCAUCUCCAACCAGCAGAUCACAGCCUCCUCCACGCACCGCGCCCUCUUCGGCCUACAGAAGUGGUACCCCUACUUCGCCCGUCUCAACAAGAAGGGCCUGGUGAACGCCUGGACCGCCGCUGAGAACGACAGAUGGCCCUGGAUUCAGAUAAACCUGCAGAGGAGGAUGCGGGUCACGGGCCUGAUAACGCAGGGGGCCAAGCGCAUCGGGAGCCCCGAGUACGUCAAGUCAUACAAAGUGGCCUCCAGCGACGACGGCAAGACCUGGAGGACAUACAAAGUCAAGGGCACCGACGAGGAUAUGGUCUUUCGUGGGAACGUGGAUAACAACACACCCUAUGCCACCUCUUUCACCCCUCCGAUCGAGGCCCAGUUCAUCCGCAUCUACCCCCAGGUGUGCCGGAGACACUGCACCAUGCGCAUGGAGCUGCUGGGCUGUGAGCUCACAGGAUGCUCAGAGCCGCUGGGCAUGAAGUCAGGGCACGUUCAGGACUACCAGAUCACAGCCUCCAGCAUCUUCCGGACGCUCAACAUGGACAUGUUCACCUGGGAGCCGGGCAAGGCGCGGCUGGACAAGCAGGGCAAGGUCAACGCCUGGACAUCCGGCCACAGUGACCAGUCCCAGUGGCUACAGGUCGACAUGCUGGUCCCUACUAAAAUCACCGGCAUCAUAACCCAGGGGGCGAAGGACUUUGGCCACGUGCAGUUUGUGGGCUCCUAUAAAGUGGCCUACAGCAACGACGGAGAGAGGUGGCUCGUAUAUCAAGACGAGAAGCAGAGGAAGGACAAGGUCUUCCAGGGCAACUUUGACAACGACACGCACAGAAAGAAUGUGAUAGACCCCCCCAUUUACGCCCGCUUUGUGCGGGUGCUGCCGUGGUCGUGGUACGGACGGAUCACCUUACGCGUGGAGCUACUCGGCUGCACGGAGGAGGAAUGAACUCUCGCCUCUCUGACCCCCGUUCUCAACAUGUGCAGGAGUCAGCAGCCCCCAUCCCCCGCCCCCCUCCCACAGUCAAUAUAAACUGUAUCCAAGAUGUAUAAAGAAAAUACGUUUCCAAUGGAUUUUUCAAGAA
Sardina pilchardus (European sardine) is the source of this 1865-nucleotide messenger RNA. It is a transcript of the gene edil3a, whose product is annotated as EGF-like repeats and discoidin I-like domains 3a. Gene Ontology annotation, molecular function: signaling receptor activity; calcium ion binding. Bases 290 to 1729 code for a protein of 479 amino acids. Gene Ontology annotation, cellular component: plasma membrane. The record is from RefSeq and is a predicted model, not a curated record. NCBI's taxonomy places the organism in Eukaryota, Metazoa, Chordata, Actinopteri, Clupeiformes, Clupeidae. The transcript is spliced from 11 exons.